Molecule: messenger RNA, 615 nt
Organism: Strongylus vulgaris
Lineage: Eukaryota; Metazoa; Nematoda; Chromadorea; Rhabditida; Strongylidae
Source: the annotation of a GenBank genome assembly
UAGAUAUCGAAGCGAGAAAGUCAGGAGCGUGCUCGAAUAACUAAGAAUGGCGUAUCAUUGUCUCGAAGAGAAAAUUUUGAAGUAAUUGCUGACGAUGCUCGAACAUGCAGGUACUGCAACACUACGGUGUUUCUUUCCGGAUUGUCGUGUGCUCAUGGAAACACAGUUUGUUUGGAACAUAGUCAUCACCUGUGUUCCAAAUGCCCGAUCUCAGAAUAUGUAUUAAGAUAUCGUUAUACGAAUGAUGAGCUUAGCGACAUUGUUCACAAACUGGAAGAGCGAACGACACUCUACUUUGAUUGGAAAGAAGAAGUUGAUCGGACCCUCAAUGAUCCCAAGAAGCCUUCACUGAGUACAGUGGAAGGUUUGCUCGAGGUUGCUCGGCACAAGCGAUUUCCACAGACGAGCCCGCUUAUGCGACUACUUGACAUAUCGAAAAAGUGUAACACAGCUUCAGAAAAAGCUCGUACCCUUCUCAACGGAAAAGUUAGGACUAGAGUAAAAACGCGAAUCCAGCGUGCUGAUACACGUCUUGAUUUAAGUGGAAUCCGAUCGCUUAUAGAUGAACUUGCCGGUCUGCCUUGUGACCAACAAUCGCUAAUAGACGAACUCGAG